UGAGAGCAGUUGUUUUUAAUGGCACGUGCGUGAUUGCAGUGACAUGUUGUGUACUAACCAUCAAAAAAAAAAAAAUAGUGUGCCACAGUCCAGGAAAUAGAUAGUGGCAAUUGCAAAUCUCAAGGCUUCCAUGGAAUACAAAGCAGCGUAUUAUCCUUAACAGAUAACGUUUCAUUUUCCACCCAAAAACACAAUUGAGAGGAAAUAUUGAUGUCAUGUGUAUUUAGCGGCUAAUUAUAAAAGCAACAAUAAACAAGAAAUGUAUAAAUAGAACGUGAGCAGUAAGGUAAAAUUACAAACUUCAUUUUAAUUUUAAAAAUUCGGACAGAUUUAUGACAAAAGAUAAGCAAAAUGCCAAACAGAUGGACUAUUAGCUCAGUGAAUGAAAAUACAGCACAAGAAAAUGACUUUGUGUUUUGUAAUAAUAAUCUGUUUAUUCCAGUGAUUAGUGGCCAAUAUGUCAUCACUGUGGAGACUGCUCCCUUUUAAUCCUUUCCUGCAAAGUGUCCAUAUUCCCUGGUGCCAGGAUAUGAAACACCACAUGGCCAGCGAUUUAUCAGGGAACUAGACUCUCAAGAAUAUUCCUUAUUUUUCCCCACGUAAAAAAAAUUUACUGAAGCCUCUAUUUGGUUGAGAAAUCAAAUCAUCUGCUGACCAUUCGGUAAAAGCGGCUAUACUAACAUUUGUGGAGUUCCGCUAACACUGGCUUGAAUGAAGAUGGUUUGCAGUGGCUCGUAUCCCGUGGUGUCCUCUCAACUCACUCAAGAUGGCAGACAAACUUCGACAGAUAAAAGUCUCUGAUGGACGCAGUGCAGAGGACGACUUGCCUCCCCCUCCUCCUCCCCCUCCUCUCCCAAGACCACAACAGGAGGGUUUGACCACCUCAGGAGAUCAAGGACACAUCUUCCUGCCUGUGCCCCCACCCAAGGAGACCUUCUCAACAUUCUACCAACAGCGACAGAAAAGUGAGCUGAAAAGGCUCUUUAAACACAUCCACCCGGAGCUCAGGAAGAACCUUGACGAUGUUGUAGAUGAAGAGCUAGAAGAGGUGUUGAGUUCAGAAAACCCACAAGCAGCGGCUGAAUCAGGGUAUCAUGGUGAGGUCCAAUCCAUGCGAUGGAUAUUUGAGAACUGGAGCCUGGACAACAUUGGGGAUCCUCAUACCACUAAGAAGCUGCUAGAGGAAGAAGCCCUUCAGAAGGGAGAUGUCAGGGGCACCUCUACUAUGUUUGAGCGUCUAGAAUUAGAUGGUGCUCGCUUGCCUCCAAGCUCGGCAGCUUUGAAGAACAGUGAGGUGAAAGGAGAUGUCCGCACAGCAGCCUGGUUCUUUGAGACACAGCCUCUGGACUCCCUCAAUAAAAUCCACCCAGAGGAAGAACUAGUGGAGGCUGUGCUUAAGGAGCCCAUGCAAUGCGGGGACGUGAGGGGAACUCAGCUGCUAUUUGAGUCCAAGCCCCUGGAUGCUCUAGGUCGAUGCAACUCAGUUGAGGAUCAAAGCUUUUUCAAGUUGAAGUCAGAAAUUCAAGAACAAAAAGGAGAUGUGAAGAAAACAAUAAAACUUUUCCAGGCAGAGCCCUGCUGUGCCAUCAGGGAUGGCAGUGGCAACAUUCAUGAGAUCAAGUCUAUCUGCAGGGAAGAGAUUCAAACUAGCAUGGUCAAAACAGCACGUUGGUUGUUUGAAACACAACCGCUGGACGUCAUCAACAAAGAUGCAUCGAAGGUGCAGAUCAUUCGUGGUAUCUCAUUGGAAGAAGCCCAGAAAAGCGGUGUUGACAAAAAGCGAUGGUUGUUUGAAACACAAACCCUGGAUGCCAUUCAUGAGAGCCUCCAGGAAAACCAGUUUCAGGGAACCAUUAACGUUGUGGAAGCAGGGGACGUUGGGAACAAGAGACUGAUGUUUGAAACAAAGCCACUUUCGGAACUGAAAGGGGAAUCCACAGAGGAGGCUUCGACAAAAGAGGAGAUUGUUGGAGGGGACGUACGAUCCACCUUGUGGCUGUUCGAAACCCAGCCCAUGGAGACCCUGAAGGACAACUACGAAGUAGGGCACCUGAAAAAGGUUACUGUCACCGGCGAAGAGAGAGGAGCAGUGCAAAGCAGAAAAAAUACAUUUGAAUCCUGUGCCUUAGACAGUAUCAGCAAGGAGAUGACUGAGAUGGAAAGCAAAAGCAAAGCAAAUAAGAUUGAAAAGGGAGAUGUUAAAACAUACAAACACCUCUUUGAAACAAUCCCCAUUAGUAAUAUUUCUCACUCUGAUACCAUUCAGAGCGAGAAACAGGCCGACAUCAUGGGUGGCAAUGUGAAAAGCAAUACAGCGCUGUUUGAAACCAUCCCACUUUAUGCCAUUAAAGACUGUUCUGGUAAUUUACAUGAGGUCACAACAGUGAGCAGGGAGGAGUGCAUAAAAGGAGAUGUUCAAAACUACAAAUGGAUGUUUGAAACUAGACCUCUGGACCAGUUUGACAAGGAAAAGGUCAAAGUUGAGAUUAUUAAAGGCAUCACAAGACAGGAGGAUGAAGCAGGUGAUGUCAAGAUGGCAAAAUGGCUCUUUGAAACACAGCCUCUAGACAGCAUCCAUUCUCAGGUGAACCACACCAGUCAGCAUUCUUCAGUUAAAAAACAAGCGACAGAGAAGGGUGAUGUUAAGACGUGCAAAUGGCUAUUUGAGACGCAGCCAAUGGAUGUUUUAUAUGAAAAAUCAGAAAAGAAAGCUGACGUGGAAGCAUUGCCAACAGCUGAUGUGAAAUCACAUACUUGGCUUUUUGAGACGCAGCCUUUGGAUAGCAUAAACAACGGCACUGAGGCUCAUCUAAAAUUGUGCGGUACGUUUCAGGACAACGCAACAAGUGAUGUUAAUGUGCAGACAGUGAAGCACCUCUUUGAAACAGAAACUCUAGACAGCAUGGCAAGGAGGAGAGAUGCAGAGCAAGAUGUCAGAUACGUCAGUAAGAUCUACAUCCAGUCAGGAGAUGUUUCGCGAGUCAAAGAAAUAUUUGAGUCAAAGGCUCUCGAUGAAAUAGGAACGGGAUCUGUGAGGGUAUCAGAAUCUGAGGAUAACGAUACGAAUAUUCAGACAGGUUCAGUUCACAAGUUUACCUGGCUUUUUGAGAACACGCCAAUGGAUGCCAUUAAAGACAAAGACAGCAACACACACACAUACAGUGUUUGCGAUGUGGAAGGAGGAGAUGUUGGAAACAAGAAGUUCAUAUUUGAAACAUUUUCAUUAGACAAGAUUCAAGACGAAGACAAGGCACUAGAACACCAGUCUGUUUUUGUUGAGAAGCCUACAAGCAGCAUAGAUGUAAAGUCCAGUACAAUGUUAUUUGAAUCCCAGCCUCUGUAUGCCAUCAGAGACAAAGAUGGACAAUUUCAUGAAGUCACCACAGUGAAGAAAGAAGAGGUGUUGAGUGGGGAUGUGAGAGGAGCACGGUGGCUGUUUGAAACAAAACCCUUGGAUACAAUUAAGCCACAAGAAGAGAUCUUUGUUAUUCGAGCUGUCACUCAGGAAGAUGCUAUCAAGGGUGAUGUUAAGUCGGCUAGAUGGAAGUUUGAAACACAGCCGCUGGAUUCUCUUGCAAGCCGAGAGGAGCCCAGUGUCAAAACUGUGGAAAAUGUUCAAAAAGGUGACGUGCAGCUCAACAAACAGUUCUUUGAAUCCCAAGAAGCUUCUCAUAAAAAAUUUGUGAGGAUGGUCAGUGUCAAAGAUGUCCAGCAAGGCAACGUCAGGACAUCAACCUGGCUCUUUGAAAAUCAACCCAUUGACUCACUGAAAGGGGAGUUUCAGGAGCACGCCCCUGUGAAGACGGUGCAGAGAGAAGAUAACCAAAAAGGAGAUGUGAAACGGUGUACUUGGCUUUUUGAAACACAGCCUCUAGACACCAUCAAGCAGGUAGACCCAUCUGUGACCGGUGACACGCAGGAAGAGAUUCCCCAAGCAGACGUGAAGAGCACAACUUGGUUGUUUGAGUCAACUCCACUCGACAAGAUCAGUUAUCAAAGCCAGGAACAAUCAGAAACCGUUGCGGAGAGUGUGAAUCAGACGUUGCUUCGUCUCCAACAUUUAGAAGUUAUUCAUGCUCAUGGUAUUGUUAUUGAGGCUAACGAAACAAGUGCGGAAAGUGUGAAAAUGGCAAAAUACCAAUAUAUAAAAGGCAAAGGACCAAAAGUUCAAAAAGAAGAGAUCAUUCAAGGCAACAUAAGGAAUAUAAUGCUGCAGUUACUACACAGAACAAACCUUGAGCCUCCAAUAAUUCUUCUGAAAGAGGAUGAAAAUGGACACGUUGAGACCACUAGGGUGGAGAUUCCAGUUACGCAGCCACAGUCUGCUGUACAACAUGGAGAUGAACUCAUCAUGUCAAAUGUUGCUCAGAUCAUAGAGGGUCAUCUCAGGCAAGACAAGUCUCUGAAAAAGGGGAUUGUAAUGCAGGAAACUGAGAGUGGUUAUGCCGAGAUGACUGUAUAUUCACUUUUCAGUCACUAUGAAACCAGAUCAGAGCAUCAUGAAAUGAUAAAGGGAAAUGUAAAGUCAACCAUUGGCAGCCUACUAUCUACUGCCCAAGAUCAAAAGACACUUAGUUCAUUCCAAAUUGAAGAAAAUGAAAAAGGAAAUGUUAACUUGUACAGGAGUUGCAUUGAAAAAGGAGACCUCGAAUACCUGAAAAGUCUUCAGGAACAGCCAGAAGAUGAGAGUGGUCCACCACCGAAAGAGCAGAUUGAGAUUGUUCAAGGUGAUAUCAAGGAAGCAAAGCGAAAUCUCAAUCAACCGAAGGAGAAGUUGGAGCGAUCGGUCCUGGACAUUGUGCCAGGUGAUGUGAAGAAUGUCAAAAAAGUGUUUGCUUCCGAGGGCCCUCCUGACCAAAUUUAUGUUCAGAGGGAAGAAAUUAUUCCUGGAGAUAUUUCUUCAGCUAAGCAGUCCCUUGGUCAAGCAGCAAAGCAGCCCUUUGCAGUGGAAAAGGAAGAAAUCAUGUCGGGUGACAUCAAGGCUGCAAAGCAGUCUCUUGAGCAGGCAAAGCAGGAAAGCAUGUGGGUGCAACGUGAAAUUGUAAUGCCUGGAAAGAUCUAUGACUUGGAUGUCUCAACACAGGAAAUAUCCGAAACAUCUAAUCAAUGUGCUGCGUUCAAGGAAGAAAUCAUACGUGGAGAUGUCAAAGCAGCAAAGCAAUCAUUAGAACAAGCGAAGAAACAGAGCAUGCGGGAGGAACGUGAAAUUGUCACUCCGGGAAAAAUUUAUGACCUUAAUGUUGGCUCCCAUAAAGACUCUUCCUCAGCACAAACACAAAAUAACAGGACUGCAGACACUUGCUGUGGAAGGCAGGAAAUUACAAAAGCCCAUGAAGCAAAAGUGGUUAAAAUGGUGACAGAAAAACAAUGGUCACCUCAUCGAGCCGCUGACCAGAGCUUUGGAGAGAGCACUGCUGAAGGAAUAGUGGUUCAGCAUGGAACCAAAGAAAAACAACAAAUGGCCAAACAAGGAAAAACAGAAGCUGUCGCACAAGGACAGGUUACUGCUCAGAAGACUAUAACUGUCCAGCAAGGAAAAAGCCUGCAAACAUCUGCGCAGGUUUUGGAAAGAAAAGAAAUGUCCUCCGUCUCAUCAACAAAGACACGAAGCCAAAAGGUCACAUUCACCCAUCACAAGUUUCAGUGACUUACGGGGAACAGAUGGCGACUGCAGCGCUGCGUUCCACAACUGUAGCAGACCCCAGCCCUGAUG
Messenger RNA from Scleropages formosus (Asian bonytongue), 5713 nucleotides. RefSeq names its product xin actin binding repeat containing 1 (gene xirp1). Gene Ontology annotation, cellular component: focal adhesion; stress fiber. Gene Ontology annotation, molecular function: actin filament binding. Bases 767 to 5647 code for a protein of 1626 amino acids. NCBI's taxonomy places the organism in Eukaryota, Metazoa, Chordata, Actinopteri, Osteoglossiformes, Osteoglossidae. The record is from RefSeq and is a predicted model, not a curated record. The transcript is spliced from 3 exons. Gene Ontology annotation, biological process: actin cytoskeleton organization; actin filament organization.